This is a messenger RNA of Cladocopium goreaui, 869 nucleotides long. NCBI's taxonomy places the organism in Eukaryota, Dinophyceae, Suessiales, Symbiodiniaceae. The record is from the annotation of a GenBank genome assembly.
AUGAAGCGAUAUCCUCGGAAGACAUCCAAAGGCGGGUUUGUGGACCCUGUGAAGACAAACGUGUCCCGGGCCAUGAUGUCAACAGAAAAUGGCCUUGGGCCGUGCACCCAGGUGUGCUGCGGUGCUCAAGCGGAUGACAGCUUCAGCGCCUUGGCUGCUUCCAAAUUCCAUUCCGACUUGUUGCGUGCUGAAUUUGCUGCUAUCCGAGAGGACAUCAUUUUUCGCAAGCAGUUCCGAAGAGUCGUAUUGAAAGAAAGAUUUGGCUCCGAAGACGUCCUGGGCUUUCUCAAGCAGAAAUCAGCAACCAAGCUGAAAUCAGCGGGUGCCAACACACAAGCGGCGGCACAGACAACAAAGCUUCAACGUCUUCAUAAAGUCGUUAAGGAUGAACACGAAGAACGGCGGCGAAAGGCAGAGACGUGUGGCAUGAAUUUGCGUCGAAAAGCAGAUCUGGCCGCAAUCAAAGCUGAGAGCCAACUUCCAGAGGCUCUGAGCAUUGCCGAUUUGGCUGAGGAGCAUUCAGGUGAGGCUCCUUUGGAGGACAUUGACAGAAUGCUCAAGGCUCCUGUGGACAGUUUCUAUUCCAAUUGCAACAUGUGCAGAGGUCAAUACAUUGAGCAUCACCAUUUCUAUCACCAGCUCUGUCCGCGAUGCGCUGAGCACAAUUGGGAAAAACGCAACCAAAAGGCCGACAUGACCGGGAUGGUGUGCGUAGUCACUGGUGGCCGGGUGAGGAUUGGCUACAAGAUUGUCCUGAAGUUGCUUCGAUCUGGUGCUUUCGUCCUCACUACAACCAGAUAUCCAAACGAUUGCGCUUGGCGUUUUUCUCAAGAAGACGAUUACGAAGACUGGCGUCACCGCCUGGAAGU